Messenger RNA from Rosa chinensis, 601 nucleotides. RefSeq names its product (R)-mandelonitrile lyase-like. Lineage: Eukaryota; Viridiplantae; Streptophyta; Magnoliopsida; Rosales; Rosaceae. The record is from RefSeq and is a predicted model, not a curated record. The coding region runs from base 165 to 566 and encodes 133 amino acids. The transcript is spliced from 2 exons.
UUAGAUAAACAAUAAAAUUCUUAAAAUAAAAGAAAAUAAUAAGGGUGGUAAAAUCUUUUGGAGGGGUAAAGGUAAAAGUUAUUUGAGGGGUUUUUACCCAUUCUUGGCGGGGAGACCCAUUUCGCUGUGUCUACUUGAGGCGUUUGCUUUGUUGGUGCUGAUCAAUGCCGUCGUCGCUUCUUCGAGGCCGUCGUCUCGGAACCCACGCCGGCGUCGUCAAGAGCCAAGUUACCUUAAGUUUGUUUCCAACGCCACUGGGGGAGUACUAUAAGGACUACAUUAUCAGCGGAGGUGGCACUGCUGGGUGCCCUUUGGCUGCGACACUAUCAUCCAGGUUUCGGGUCCUCCUGCUCAAAAGUGGUGGCGUUGCUUAUGGCAAUCAAAACUUGAUGUCCCAGGAUGGUUUCUGUCAGAACUCAUGGAUGUCAAUGCCCACACAAGCCUUCACAUCUGAAGAUGGUGUUCCAAAUGUCCAAGGACGCAUUCUUGGAGGCAGCAGGGCCAUGAAUGCUGGUUUCUAUAUCCCCGCAGAUCAGGAGUUCUUCGAAAGAUCCACUUUCAAUUGAGAUCUUAAAGUAGGAUUCCAGUGGCUCAUCAUCUU